AUGUCGAUUCUUUUUGACCGAGGCGAACUGGGCGUCGCGAUUUAUAACGCGCUGACGACGAGUCUCAAGACGCUGCAACUUCGAAUUGCGGAUCCACAGGAACUGGAGGAGGUGAGUACAUUCGGGUAUGGUGUCGUCGCAAAAAGAGAAUUCGUCGCAUUGACCCAUGCUGGUUUUGCCAAGCAGAUUUUAACUACCACAAAGCUUGCCAAGCAGUUGAGCGUGUUCAAGUCGGUACAGCUUCGGACGAGUUCAGGGUGCAUCGGGCUCGAUUAUCGCGAUAAAUGA
Molecule: messenger RNA, 288 nt
Organism: Phytophthora infestans T30-4
Lineage: Eukaryota; Oomycota; Peronosporomycetes; Peronosporales; Peronosporaceae
Exons: 3
Coding region: 1-288 (95 amino acids)
Source: RefSeq, a predicted model, not a curated record